CUUGGGCUCAUGCGGAAGCCCAGGGAAGUCGGAGAGGUCUCGGAAUCCGGAAGCCCUCGCCGUGUCCCUCUCUUGCCGCCCCCUACCCUCUCGCUGCCCCUACUCAGUGCGCGGCGUUGUGGCCAUACCGACGCCUUCUUUUUCCUGGAGCUCGGCAGAUCGGCGCCCACGGGGCCGGGGGAGCUGUGGCUGCAGGCUCCCGACGCACUGGUGGCCUGGAAUAUCCAUGAGAAAGUGCUGGACGCAAUGAAACGGCUUGAUGGGACCAGGCUGGGCACCGAACAGCAACUUCGGGGACCCUCUCCCGCUGCCCCUAUGUCCUCGGCCCUGGCCCGACCCGAGCCUCCAACCAUACCGGCUGCUCGAGCCUACCAGGGCCAUGAUUAUAUCCAGAUGAGCCCCCCGCGGGCCUGGGGUGUGGCUCGAGAAGAGAACCACCCGGGUAGCUAUGUCCUCAAGGCAGAGGUGGGGCUGGAGCCCAGUGGUCGGGGGAACUACUUAGCUACGGAGGCCGAGGGCGAUUAUGUGUCCGUGGGAGGCACCGAGGCCAACGAAUACAUGGUGAUGGAGUUGCCCUCGACGUACACAUCGCUUCCUAAUACUACAUCCCUGAGUCGGCCAUUCGGAGACUGGGGUGGCUCGGAAUAUAUGACCAUGGAUCGGUCUUUCCCGGAGUCUCCAAGGAACUCCUCCAGCUCACUGCCCCAGUACUCAGAGCGGCAGCACAGGGUAAUAAAGCUGCUUCCCCCUGGCAAUCCGCCGACUUGCAAAGAUAGCCGAAGCGGCAACUGUGAUCACCAGGAUGCCAAUAUACUGACGACACGCCGGGCUCCGGAGCCUUCAGGGGAAUACGUAUGCAUUGAAGGUCCAGACUACAUAGCCAUGGAGGCCGGCAGUGCAGAGGAGACUCCCACUGCCAACCGGGAGAGCAUCCUCAACUACGUCGACCUGGAUCUUUCUGGGCAGGAAGGACAAAGCAAUCAGGCCCAGGCUCAGGCUCGUCCUCCGGACCCUACCCGUGGGGCCCGACCCCAUAGCUAUGCCAAGAUCAAGUUCGGGAGGCUAGGGGAAGAGGAGUCCUGACUACAGGAACGAGGGGAAUUCCCCUGUGGCAACUUCCCUGAGGUGCUUCUUUCUUCCUUACCCCUUCCAUAUUGGUGUUUUGAAUUCCUGGAGUAUUAGUACUCUCCAACAACCAGAUCUGCAACCCUGUCCGUAAAGAUGAAUGUUGUAGCAUCUACGUAGAUGAGCCCCUCUGCUCCUGCAUUACUCCUGAACAAAUUUCCUUGAGCCUGGAGGAAUCUUAAGAGCAGCUCUCCCUUGGUAGCUAGUAAGGCCCUCAGAGAAAAUCACCCUGUAAUUUUGGGUGUAGCCCCAUUAACCUCUGGGAACUUCCUUUCCCCCACACCUCUGCUCCCAUGGGGGCCCCCCAGAAACACGAAGAGCUCUUAUUAGUCUUAGUUAUUAGAGGCAAUGUAGCCCUGGCAAAUGAUAGAACCCACCUCUUAGACUGCACUAAUUCAUGGCACUGGGUCCAGCCCCUUCUGCACCUACUCCAGUGAUUUUCUCAUAUUCUAGCUCAUAAUCCCCUAGCUAUGGGGUGGAUGAUGAUAGCAGCCAGUAGAACAUUCAUUGCUAGAGGAAAGGGGGAAGAUCUGGAUGACUUGUCAUCCCCAAUAAUCAGACUGCUAAUGUCAUACUAGAGCCUCUGUCACAAAUAGUAUUUAGACUAUACACAGCUAGAGUAGGAUUCUUCAUAUUUGUAUCCCCAGUACUUAGCUAUUCGUGCUGGGAAUGAUGAAUUAAAUACUUUUCUAUUGUGGGACACUCGAA
This is a messenger RNA of Monodelphis domestica (gray short-tailed opossum), 1833 nucleotides long. Its product is annotated as insulin receptor substrate 1-like. Gene Ontology annotation, molecular function: phosphatidylinositol 3-kinase binding; insulin receptor binding. Gene Ontology annotation, cellular component: plasma membrane; cytosol. Gene Ontology annotation, biological process: insulin receptor signaling pathway. The record is from RefSeq and is a predicted model, not a curated record. NCBI's taxonomy places the organism in Eukaryota, Metazoa, Chordata, Mammalia, Didelphimorphia, Didelphidae.